Messenger RNA from Hyalella azteca, 2506 nucleotides. RefSeq lists its product as uncharacterized. The record is from RefSeq and is a predicted model, not a curated record. Lineage: Eukaryota; Metazoa; Arthropoda; Malacostraca; Amphipoda; Hyalellidae. The coding region runs from base 77 to 1795 and encodes 572 amino acids. The transcript has 5 exons.
GAACCCAAGCAGUAUUCUAUCUCUUGCCAAAAUUGCAUCACCCGAAACUGAGCUCACUAUUUACACGGAGCCACACAUGGACUUGAAGCCGUUGCAGGACAAACACCUAGAGCUCUGGGUGAUUGUUGAACCCACAUCUCAGGAAGACUUCGUUGCUCUGCCAUCGUCUGUCCACUUAUGUCUUCGCCUGAAGCCUGUCGCUCGAAACCAGCAAGAGAGUUUGACUCGCACCAUACUUGGCCUGGCCCCUGCUGACAACAGGUUUCAGAGGCUGGAGGUACGCGACUGCGAGUUGACUGAAGCGCAGCUGCUGAAGACGCUUGAGGAGCUACAACGCGUGGGCCUCAGGACGCUCUUCAAGGGCAGGAAAAUCCAUGCGGGGCCCAGCCGAGUGCUGACAAUUCGAGAGAAGAAUUUUGUGCUGAUUCUCACUGAUGAGCCGCCGCUGCCACCUCAGGCAGAACCCUGCAGGUCUGUCGCCGCAACGCUUCUCAAGUCACCCGCCAGUCUCCCCGUUGCCCCCGCCGUCGGUGGAGAGAACCCCUGUCUGCUGGCCUCGUCAUGCGGGGACCUGGACGCCGUGUACAGGAGUCUGUACGCCCUGAACGUUGUGCUGCCGCACGCGUUGCGCUUUGUAAUGCAGAAAGAAUUCGCAGGCAAACGUCCACAAGACACGUACGCGGAGCAUUUGUUAUCAAAUAGCCAGCCUGUCCAUCGCCAAUGGUUGGUUUCCAGAGUAAAAAAAUCUCUUGCGAGCGAGGCUUUUGCCAAACGUGAAUUUGAGGAGAUUGAUUUACGUCCAUUCGACUCCUUGCCGCUAAUACAGCUCAUAUCUGAACUUCUAGAUAUGAGGUCAAAUCGAAUCUUCAAUGAAUUUAAAGGCGAAAGAAAUUAUAGGAACAUGAUCGCCAUUAUGGAGAAAGUUCAGAAAGCCAGAGUUGAUGUGUACUCGAGCCUGAUUGAUGAAUCUAAACUUGUCACGUGCCCUACAGGCGUCAUUAACUUUGUCUUUGAGUUGAUCAGCGAGGCUGCUAACCUGCACCAAGUGUCUGAAGCUGAAACGGAGCAGGUAAAAGAAGCUUGUCAAUCACUCUGUGAUAUGUACAAGUCUGAUGUGCGCGUCGAUGAUGACGCCUUUGCGGCAUUCCGCGUACUAAUUGAGAGUAGAAAGAGAAUGACCGGCCUUGCUUCCAAAAUUAAAUUCGAUGGUCGAGAUAUCUGGUCGUACAAAUCCCCAGAACGUUGGACCGAACGAUUCCAGUGUUCAAGUUACACGUAUUUUGAUCCAACUACACACGAUUUCUAUCGAAACCAACUCUGGGAGCUCAUCUAUGGUGGAAAGAAGGGCGUUUUCAUCUACUUCAAAUGCCGGGAUAGGGAAAUUAACAGUUUUCGUUUCUAUAUCGAGCAAAACUUCACUGAGUCUUGCAAACAAAUUGGAGCUGACAACGUUGAAUACGUUUUAACAAAAUUACAACCUCUGAUCCUCGUCGAUGGCUAUGACGAAGCCAACGCAAUGUCCUGCGUUGUCGUGGAAGAAAUUAUUAACAAAUUCUGCAAAUUUCCAGGCGUGGUUGUCAUAACAACCCGGCCAGACACUGCUUUCCAGAAAAGAAAACUCUUAAGAGAAGCCUGGAAAACAGAAACACAUAUUCUACCUUUCAGGUUAAAAUAUCUUGAGAAGACAGAACUCUGGACAAACCCAGAUAAUCGCUAUGCUCUUCGCCGGGAUACCCCUGUAACCGUUCCUUUGCAAUCUGACCCAAUCCAAUUUAGCAUAGAUUUUACGAGGUGAAGUGGCUCGCCUCUCUCACCUUUAAGGCAUGUCAGGCGUACAUCGGCCACUUGCUAUAUAUAGGCCGCUAACUAGGAGUUCAUUGUAGAAGUCACUUGUCCAAUAGGCCGAAGUACCAAAUGAUAACCGACAUGAGCUGCUGGUCAGUCUGCCCCCAUGAUAGCCCUGAUGAGGCUAUCAUGGAGGCAGCCACCACUACGAUGUAGUUAACAAGUGCCUUUAUAUGCGAUAAUACAUAUAAGAAAUAUGUCUUUUUUAAUAAUAAUUCCGUUCUAUACCGAGAUGUUCAAUAUAUUGUUACCAAUGUUGGCUAGUUACAAUAAUGUGGGGAAGAACCGUAAUAUUUUAUAGAAUGAUAAAAACAGUCUUGAUUUAUUGUAAUAACGAUUUUAAUUUACGAUAAAUCAGUAUUUUGCUUAUACAUAAUGCAUUUGAAAGCAGCCAAUAUUAAUGUGGUUAACAGCUGCUUUAAUUCACUGCAAUCAAAAUGUGGGUAAAAACUUGCAUCAUUCUUAAUAAUGUUUUAAACUGCCUAUAUAUUUUAAUACCCUUAAGAAUGGCCUCGAUAUAUUUGUAUGUAGUAUAUUGAACAUAUUAUAAUUUAUUAGUAAAUAAAAUAAAACUUCACUAUUCUUAUGUAGUUCUGAACAGCCUUAAUUUAAUGGAAAGCAUUGUUGAGCUGACUUAAGUCAAAAGAAUGCUGAUCAAAAC